GUCGCCGGCCCCUGGCUCAGUGCGAUCUGCUGCAUGCGCUCGGAAACGCCUCUGGAUGAGAGAUGCAGUGGCUGUAGUGAGAGACCUUUGCAGAGGAGAUGAUGGCUCCUGUACUUCGACUUAAUUACCAAUGAUCAUUGCAUUUUGCACAACUCUCCAAAGCCACAACCGGGAAGACAUGGGAUGGGCCACUGGCAUUAGACCUGGGACAUCAUCUGGCUGUGUGAUGCAUUUUGCUUCCCCAUAGAUUGUAUUGUAAGGAGCAAAAGAGCAGAGCAGCAUCUGAAUGGAAAUAUGGAAACCUUCAAUGGAGGAAUUCUGACUCAACAUGCCCAGGAACUAUGAGCCUGGUCACUCAGUAGGGAUGUUGGCUGCCGUGGAACAUGGUCCCAUCCUCUGCAGCGACUCCAACAUCCUCUGCCUCUCGUGGAAAGGCCGGGUCCCCAAGAGCGAGAAGGACAAGCCGGUGUGUCGGAGACGGUACUAUGAGGAGGGCUGGCUCGCUACGGGGAACGGGAGGGGAGUCGUCGGGGUGACGUUCACAUCGAGUCACUGCAGGAGGGACAGGAGUACACCCCAGAGAAUCAAUUUUAACCUGCGAGGACACAACAGCGAGGUUGUCUUGGUGCGUUGGAAUGAACCCUUUCAGAAGCUGGCCACCUGCGAUAUGGAGGGAGGUAUUUUUGUAUGGAUCCAGUAUGAGGGAAGAUGGUCUGUGGAGCUAGUGAACGACAGAGGAGCCCAGGUGAGUGACUUCACUUGGUCACAUGACGGAACUCAAGCCCUCAUCGCGUACAGGGACGGCUUCGUGCUGGUCGGCUCAGUGAGUGGACAAAGACACUGGUCCUCCGAGAUAAACCUGGAGAGUCAAAUCACCUGCGGCAUCUGGACACCUGAUGAUCAGCAGGUGUUGUUCGGCACAGCAGAUGGCCAGGUGAUCGUGAUGGACUGUCACGGACGGAUGCUCGCCCAUGUGCUGCUACACGAGUCCGAUGGGAUCGUGAGCAUGUCCUGGAACUGCCCCGACUUCCUGGUGGAGGACAGCACAGAAAGCGACGCCGACUCUGAUGACAAUAUUCUGCCUUUGGUGCGGAGAGUGAAGCCUUUGUUGACGGUCACCUUCCUAUCAGGAGAUAUCAGUUUAAUGAACAACUACGAUGACCUCUCUCCGGCCAUAAUUCGCUCAGGACUGAAAGAUGUUGAGGCCCAGUGGUGCUCCCAGGGAGACCUGCUGGCCGUGGCCGGCAUGGAGAGACACGGGCCUCCGGUCGACUCUGCGUGUGCAUCCAUCAUGAGGAACGCCCUGGUUAAGUUCUAUAAUGUUCAAGGAGAACACAUCUACACUUUGGAAACCCCCGCACAGAGGCCCAUCACCACCAUCUGUUGGGGCCAUCGAGACUCUCGCCUGUUCCUCGCGUGUGGACCGGCGCUGUACGUGGUGCGCGUGGAGCACAGGGUGGCCAGCCUCCAACUCCUGUGCCAGCAGGGCAUCGCCAGCGCCCUGCGAGAAGAGAAAGACGUGGGGAAGCUCAACAUGCCCUCGCUGCUCUGCUCUUACGUCACCACCGCUUUCAUACCCACCAUCAAGCCCCCAAUCCCUGACCCCAACAACAUCCGUGACUUUGUCAGCUAUCCCACAGCUGGGAACGAGAGGCUCCACUGCACCAUGAAGCGAGCGGAGGACAGCCCCGAGGCAGGCGGACCCUGCUACACCCUCUACCUAGAGUAUCUGGGAGGGCUGGUGCCUAUUCUCAAAGGAAGGCGCAUCAGCAAACUACGGCCCGAGUUUGUCAUCAUGGAUCCAAAAACAGACAGCAAAGCAGAGGAGGUGUGCGUGAAUCCCAUGAUCUCGUACAACGACAGCUGUAACUGCUCCGACUCCAGUGACAUUGAGUUGAGCGAUGAGUGGGUCGGGAAGAAGUCACCCAAGUUGUCCCGAGGAAACAGGUCACCUAAACGCUACAUGAUGAACAUGGACUUGAGAAAAUCUCCCAAACUCUCACGGGCCAAUCUGGAAGGUCAGAGGUCGCCGCGUUUACCAACUAAGAGGCCUCCAGUUCGGUCUCCCAGUCUGACACGUCGGGAGUUUUCUAUGGACAUCACAGAGCACAACUACCUCGCUCAAGUUACAUCCAACAUUUGGGGGACAAAGUUCAAAAUUGUCGGACUUGCUACGUUCCUCCCUGCCAACCUCGGUGCAGUCAUCUAUAAGACCAGUUUACUUCAUUUGCAACCGAGGCAGAUGACAAUCUACCUGCCGGAAGUGCGAAAGAUUACCCAUGACUUUAUGAGCCUGCCUGUGUUCAACCCCAAUGUGUUCAGUGAGGAUGAGGACGACUUACCAGUGAUGGGGCCCUCUGGAGUGGCCGGAGACAACCCUGCCUGCACGGUCAACAUUCCCAUUGCUCCCAUCCACAGCCCGGCUCAGGCCAUGUCCCCGACUCAGAGUAUUGGCCUGGUUCAGUCUCUUCUGGCCAAUCAGAAUAUUCAGCUUGAUGUUCUGACCAACCCCACGGCCACUGCGGCUGCAGCGGCUGCGGCUGCAGCGGCUUCUGUCCCUGUCACUGAUCAUGGCCAGGAUGCAGUUGCAACACCGUACCAAGUGCCAUCUAGAUACUCAAACCCUGGUCAGGUGAGCUUCAACGGGCUGGAGAUGGGCCCUCUUCUUCCCGGGACUCUACCACCGCCACCUCCGCCUCACCACCCCCCACCGCAGCCUCACGCGCCGCGGUCUCAUUCGCAGCCGCCUCGCCAGCAACAGUUGAAACAGUCACAACAAAUGCAGGCGCAGCAGCAGAAGUUGCAUCAUCAUCAACAGCAGCAGCAGCAGCAGCAGCAACACCACCAUCAGCUGCAGUCGCAGCAGCAGCAGCAGCUGCAGCACUUGCAGCAGCAGCAACAGCAAUUACAGCAGCAGCAUCAGCAGCUGCAGCAACUGCACCACCAGCAGACGCUACAACAGCAGCAGCAGCAACAACAACUCCAGGCUCAGCAACACCAACAAAUGCAACAGAGUCAACAGCAAGUGUCGAGCCAGCAGCUGCAGCACCAACACCAAAUCCAGCAGCAGCAGCAGCAGAUACAGCUGCAGCAUGAGCAAAUGCAGCAGCAGCAGCAGCAGAUGCAGCAGCAGCAGCAGCAAAUCCGCCAACAGAUUCAGGAGAUGAGGCAGCAGCAGCAGCAGCUCCAGCAGCAGCACCAACAGAUCCAGCAGCAACAUCAGCAGAUGCAGAGGCAGCACCAGCAAAUGCAGCAGCAGCUGAAGAUGCAGAUGUCGCUGCCUCCUCCUCCGUCCGGCUACCCGACCAUUUCCAUACAGCAGCUUCAUAUUCUCCCUCAAAUGCCCCUUCCGUCCUCUGAGCCAGGGCUAGACAGGGGCGAGCAUGGGCACACUCUGAAGCCAAGUCUGCCGCGGACUCUACCGCCCUCCUUCAGUGACACCGACGGAACCGUGGAGAUUCAGAUGAGGAAGGUGAAUCCUCCUCCGCCGUAUCCGGGCACCGUCGUAUCUGCAGCUGCAGCCGCGGCUUCAGCGUCCGCUGUACCUCAGACUCUUGUCACAAACUGUGACAGUCCAAGUGUCCUGGCGCCCGACCCCUGUCUGAAGAAGGAUGACUUCUUGCUUCACCCCAUCACUUUACAGUACCCGACACCUCUGGGGUAUGAAAGGAUCACGACCUUUGACAGCAGUGGCAACGUCGAGGAGGUUUGUCGGCCACGCAGGCGCCUCAUUCGAAACCAAAAUGCGUACGCCGUGCAUGGCAUCGGAGGCUCGGCCACGCUCAAAGUCACCUCCUCUGAGAACAAGAAAAUCCAGCUUCCGUACAGCUCAGCGACACUGAGCCGUCUCUCGGUCCCUCGAUACUCGAUACCGAGUGGAGACCCUCCUCCUUACCCCGAUCCGGCCAAUCAAGUGACUGCCCCUCUUCCUCCCCCCCAGAGAAUCGACAGCAGUCUCAUCCAUGCCACUCUACGUCGUGACCGCCGGGACGUGGGACUCAAAGUGCCACAGAUGAUGGAAAGCUCGAGAACCCUUCCCACCAAGGCCAAAAUGAACAGUGCAUUAGCGCUCACCUACCAGCAGAGGGUGCCCACUGCCCUCUACACAUGCACACAGUGCAGCAGCGGCAGCAACGGCACCAGUGUCAGUGUUAGUGGGGGUGGAACUACGAGUAGUGGUAUUGCAGGGGGCACGGUGGUGAGGCAGGACUUCCCACCAGGGAAAGGUGCACACCACAGCACGAUUAUUGUGCACUCCAAGAGCACCUCACCUCUGGCCUCCCAGUCGUCCUACAGUCUGCUGGGUGCGGUCGACAACAGCCGGGACAGGACGGUAUAUGUGAACUCUGCCUUUACCGAAGACGAGACUUUGAAUCAGCAGUGUCACCUCGAGAAAUCUGUUCGUCAGCUGACUCUCGGCGAUGUCAGUUUGACGCUGAAGCGCCCCCCGCCUUACCAGUGGGACACGGCCGCCGCGGAGGAGUUUUGGCUCACCCCUGAGCAAGCCAUGUUGGGUCCCCCACCAGGACCUCACAAACCACCUCCACUCAUCAUCAGUCAAGCUCAGCACUUGGACAUGACCCGCCUUCCCUUUGUCCUCACAACGAAACCGCCCACCAGUCCGAGCACGAGCACCCUGACCUUCCCAUCCGGCUACCAGAUAUCCCUCUCACCUUUUCCUCCGGGUGUGGGCCACAGCGGACCGCAGCUUCAGACCUUACAGACCCCUCCGCCACAGUGCUCUCCGAGCGAAGUGGUCGCCCAGGUACCUUUUGCUCAGCAGGAUGCCAGUUUGGUUUUGCCACCAGGUUACCCUCCGAAUCUUGCCAACUUGGCCUGCUGCCCUCUCCCUCCGAUGUAUCCCGGAGCCAGCUCAUGUUCCGGACUCCAGCUGCACCCUGUCAGCCUUCACCCCUGGAACCCGUACCCCUGCCCACCACCCAUGCAGGACCCUCCGGCGCCCCCCCUGCCUACGAAAACUCAUCAGAUUUUAGAGAAGCCAAUUCUCUCGCCGCCUCCUCCAACUGUGCCGCCUCCACCGCCUCCUCUCCCCCCUCCGCCACCACCGACUCAGCUACCGCCGUCCAAAAGUGCCACAGAGGAUUUGACAGAGUCUGCAAACAACUUUCCAGAGCCGUCGUCCCUGAAUGACAGCCCUGUGCCCCAGGAGUCGGAGCGCUUCAACAAGAAGAGCCGUAAGAGGCUGGACAGCCGGGCCGAGGAGGCCAACAUGUCCACCGUCUCUGAGGGCAAAUCCAGAAAGGAAGGGCGAGCACUCUCCGACUUCAACUCGCUCAUUUCCAGCCCAAGGCUCGGCAGCAGGGAGAAGAAGAAGCCCAAGGGGCAGAGAGAGCAACUCAACAAAACCAAGAAGAUGAGCAGGACCACAAAUGAGUUCCAGGAUAGCUCCGAGAGUGAGCCGGAGCUGUUCAUCAGUGGCGACGAGCUCAUGAACCAGAACCAGAGCAGCAAGAAGAGCUGGAAGAACAAGCGCAGCCUGCGCAUGGCGAGCGAGCUGGAGGAGAUCAAAUGCCGCAAGGCAAACGAAAGAGAGGACCGCAGCUUAGGCAGCCAGGGGUUUGUCUAUGUCAUGGCCAAUAAACAGCCGUUGUGGAAUGAAGCCACGCAGGUCUACCAGCUGGACUUUGGCGGACGGGUCACCCAGGAGUCUGCGAAGAAUUUUCAGAUAGAGUUGGACGGUAGACAGGUGAUGCAGUUCGGGAGGAUUGACGGCAACGCUUAUAUCCUGGAUUUCCAGUAUCCUUUCUCAGCAGUGCAGGCAUUUGCUGUUGCCCUGGCCAACGUGACUCAAAGGCUGAAGUGAAAAUUAGAUUUUCUGCGCGGUUGCAGAUUAAUCUGAGAGAAGCCACAGUGGCGUUGCCGUGCAGCCCUCAGUGAGGGGGCGUUUGUUUCCCGAAGAGGAGAUUAUAACACAAGUUGUUCUCGCACAUGCAGAUAAAUUACAUUUAUUAAUGUAACAUUAUUAACAUCUAUUGGAGUCAGUGUAGGUCAUUGUUGAAGAAAACUAUCCCAGUUCAACCAUGAUUUCUAGUUCAUAUAUUGAAUGUAUUCAAGCAAAUUUUAUUUAUUAUUCAAAUGUUAUUACUGGAAUAAAAAACAAAGUGUAAUCUUCAUUGGGUAAAAGGUAAUCUGAAUACAUGUUGGAAUAAAUUUAUUUGAAAAGCAGCCUUGUAGAGAUGUAGGGCCAAAGACUUCCCGGUUUAUAAAUGCUGACUAAUCGAUCCCACUGUAUUACAAAUCAUUCACCAUUACUGUACAUUCGUGGUGUUUGCAAAUGAAGUGGUCACGGCAAAUAUUGUGAGGUGCGGCGACAUUCAAAAUUGCAAAUACAAUUUUACAAAGCCAUACCAAAAUUGAUACAAACAAUUCCAACAAAUUGCACUAUUUUAAUUCAGUUUAAGUUUAAGUUUAUGUUAGAUUAAGUAAAUGAAGUAUACAGUUUUAUUAUGAGUAUUACAAUUAUUGUUAUUGGUGUUUCAAUACAUUUUUGUAUCUUUAUUAUUCAUUUUUUGGGGAGUUUUCCAUAUUUUUUCUGUUGAACAUGCAUUAGAAAAAUAUAUUGAUUGAAUAUACUGAUUUUGUUAAAUGCAUCUAUGUGACUGUACUCAGUUAACCAUGGUUAAUUAAGUACAGUUAACCAUAGUUUGUAUAUUUUCUAUCCAUGUUACUUCUAUGAAGUGGUGUAAUGGACAUAACGAUUCAUGUUCUUUUAUUUUGCCACAAUACUGCAAAUCCUUAUUCAAGGCCAUUAGAAUCUGACAAAUUCAUGUGUACAAUUUGAUUUAUCCUUCCUCUACAGUGGCGGAAAUUGUCAGUAGUGGUCAACAGUGAGUCUACGUGUGCCAAAUAGAGCCAAAUGUGUUUGGUUGAAUGUAAAGUCAGUUGGGAAAAAUAGUACAAAAGGAUCUCACGAAGGCUCUCAGCCCCCAAA
Molecule: messenger RNA, 6952 nt
Organism: Scophthalmus maximus (turbot)
Lineage: Eukaryota; Metazoa; Chordata; Actinopteri; Pleuronectiformes; Scophthalmidae
Gene: tulp4b
Product: TUB like protein 4b
Exons: 16
Coding region: 329-5824 (1831 amino acids)
Molecular function (GO): protein binding
Source: RefSeq, a predicted model, not a curated record